AUGGUUCACUAUACCAGAUUCGUUGAACGUGGCCGUGUUGUGUUUAUAACUCACGGAGCUUACGCUAGGAAAAUUGCCGUUAUUGUGGACAUUAUCGACCAGAAUCGCGUCCUUAUCGAUGGACCUUGUUCGGGUGUUCCUCGCCGUCCCGUCAAUAUUAAAAGGCUUCAUUUAACAAAGUUUGUUAUGAAGAUUCCAGUGAACUGUGGCACUCUUGGGGUCGAGGAUAAUUGGCGCAGGCAGAAGAUUGGUGAGCUUUGGAAGAAGUCGAUGUGGGCUCGCAAGCUGGAGAAAAAGCGUAUCCGUGCGGGCCUCACUGACUUUCAAAGGUUCCAAGUCAUGGUAGCGAGAAAAACGCGAAAUAGAAUCAUUAGCAAUUAUCGCAUGAGGAAGACAACACUCCAGAUGAUCAAGAACAUGCGACCAAAGAAGAAAACUGCGUAA
Molecule: messenger RNA, 444 nt
Organism: Echinococcus granulosus
Lineage: Eukaryota; Metazoa; Platyhelminthes; Cestoda; Cyclophyllidea; Taeniidae
Product: 60S ribosomal protein L14
Exons: 2
Coding region: 1-444 (147 amino acids)
Biological process (GO): translation; ribosomal large subunit biogenesis
Cellular component (GO): ribosome; cytosolic large ribosomal subunit
Molecular function (GO): structural constituent of ribosome; RNA binding
Source: RefSeq, a predicted model, not a curated record